GGGAGGAAGAAAGGAAGCAAGGAAGCCCACGCCACUUGCUGCGAGGACAUAACACCGACAUUUUAUGGACUCCACACCGGCACUCUCACGUCUUAACAAACUUCCUCGGCCACCGGUUUUAAUGUGUUUUAUGUCUCUGCGCUCCACUGUGAGGUAGACUAGACUGUUUAUUUUGUGUUUGUUUUUUGUCACACCGACGCCCCGCCGUCCCGUGGAUGCUACUGUUCGAGUCCAGCGGGACCAGCCUGGUUCCGAUUCCUUCCACGCGAAUUAGGAUUAUAUGUGCCGAGAUGCUGCUCGUUCUGUGGCUGCUGCCUCUGAGCGGAGCCGCUCCAACCGAACCAGAGGACACGGGGGUGGACUGGCUUGGCAAAUUUGGUUACCUCCCACCACCUGACCCUGUGACUGGCCAACUUCAGACCAAGGAGGCACUGACCAAUGCCAUCAAAGCCAUGCAGAAGUUUGGAGGGCUUGAGGAGACUGGAGUCUUUGAUCAAGCCACGUUGGGUCUAAUGAAAACACCCAGAUGUUCUCUGCCAGAUGUCUCUGAGGCUGAAGUCACCCCAGGCCGCAGAAAACGAAGUCUGACGCCCCCCAACAAAUGGAAAAAGAGGCACUUAUCCUGGAGAGUGAGGACCUUCCCAAAGGAUCCGGCUUUACUGGGCAGAGACACCGUCAGAGCCCUCAUGUAUUACGCAUUGAAGGUGUGGAGCGACAUCGCCCCGCUGAACUUCCACGAGGUGGCAGGAAGCGACGCCGACAUUCAGAUCGACUUCACUAAAGCCGACCACAACGACGGAUAUCCCUUUGAUGGGCCAGGGGGCGCCGUGGCUCAUGCCUUUUUCCCCGGAGAGAGAUUCACCGCUGGGGAUACACACUUUGACGACGACGAGGCUUGGACCUUCAGAUCACCAGACUCUCACGGGAUGGAUCUGUUUGCAGUGGCUGUCCAUGAGUUUGGUCACGCCAUUGGUCUGGUCCACACCUCAGCCAUUGAGUCCAUCAUGAGACCGUACUACCAGGGUCCCGUAGGAGACCCUUUGAAGUAUGACUUACCCUAUGAAGACAAAGUCCGAGUCUGGCAGCUCUAUGGUGUACGUGAGUCUGUGUCCCACACAAACCAUCCUGGCACCACUUCCCAAACGUCUGAACCUCCCAUCCUGUUGGACAUUCCACAAAACAAAUCCAUUCUGCAGCUGGCGCGAGACGCCCCAGACCGAUGCAGCAGCUACUUUGAUGCAGUGGCCCAGAUACGAGGAGAGGCCUUUUUUUUCAAAGGGAAAUACUUCUGGCGUCUCACUCGAGAGAAGCACCUGGUGUCCCUGCGUCCCGCUCAGAUCCACUGGUUCUGGAGGGGCCUCCCUGCCAAUCUGGACAGUGUGGACGCCGUAUACGAGAGACCUGGAGACCAUAAAAUAGUCUUCUUUAAAGAUCUCAAGUACUGGGUAUUUAAAGACAACAUCAUGGAGGAGGGUUACCCCCGUCCAAUCAGCGACUUCGGCCUGCCUUUAGAGGGAGUGGACGCGGCAUUUGUGUGGUCGCACAACGAGAAAACCUACUUCUUCAAGGACAACCGCUACUGGCGGUACGAUGACCACCUGAGACGCAUGGAUCUGGGCUACCCUAAAGACAGCACGCUCUGGAAGGGACUGCCAGCACACCUGGAUGAUGCCAUCAGGUGGUCUGACGGUUCGUCCUACUUCUUCAAGGGGAAGGACUAUUGGCGCGUGCCGAGCAGCGACAUGGAGGUGGAGGCGGGCUACCCGCGCCUCAUCGCCAAAGACUGGCUGCUGUGCACCGAGAUGCAGUCGGACUCUCCGGGCGCCGAGCCCAAAAGCACAGAGACCAGAGUCAACGUGCACCAUCGCCCGGACCACGCCGAGAACGGCUACGAGGUGUGCUCGUGCACGUCGGACACGGCGUCGCCUUUAGGUGCCCGCCCCUCCCCGUCGUCCCCCCUGUGGCUGCUGCCGCCUCUCUGGACGCUCUCACUGGCCCUCCGCUCUCAACCGCUAUGAUGCCAAAAGUCCUCACACGAUGUUAGUGAGCACUCGGUUUGUUCUGAUUAUUACAUUUGUAUUUAUUUAUUCUGGCGGGUUCUUUUCCUUUUGGGGCGUUUAGAUAAAGCGGUUUUAUACUUUGGGUUUACAAAAUUAACGACAUGCACUGUCCAUUAACAAUCAUGUCCAGCUGAGCGUAAACCUGGUCAAUAAUCGCAAACAAUCUACCGUAUUUUUCGGAUUAUAAAUCGCUCCGGAGUAUACAUCGCACCGGCCGAAAAUGGAUAAUAAAGAAGGAAAAAAACAUAUACAGUAUACGUCGCACUCGAGUAUAAGUCGCAUUUUUGGGGGAAAUGUAUUUGAUAAAACCCAACACCAAGAAUAGACAUUUGAAAGGCAAUUUAAAAUAAAUAAAGAAUAAUGAACAACAGGCUGAAUAAUUGUACGUUAUAUGACGCAUAAAUAACCAACUGAGAACAUGCCUGGUAUGUUAACGUAACAUAUUAUGGUAAAAGUCAUUCAAAUAACUAUAACAUAUAGAACAUGCUAUACGUUUACCAAACAAUCUGUCACUCCUGAUCGCUAAAUCCGAUGAAAUCUUCUUCCUCGUUGUCGCUCCUGGUAUGCGCCGCUAGCGUCCUUUCUUUCGCUGCUCGAUCGCGGUUUCUGCUGCAUAUUUCACUACGUCCGGCUUGUAAUCUGCAGUAUAUGAUUUCCUUUUCGGUUCCAUUUUUGUUCAGCCCUUCUCAGUUUUUUUUUUAAAUGAUCCAUUUUAAUAGCUACGACAGUAGCAUAUAGCAUAUAGCAGUUAGCAUCCCAUGACCCACAAUGCACUUCUGCCAUGACCCUCCCCCGCCGAAUUCUUAUUGGUUGACGUGUGUGUGACGAUUGCUGACAUUUGCUACGUUUCUUCCGUGAAUUAGAUAAAUAAUAUUAUUUGAUAUUUUACGGUAAUGUGUUAAUAAUUUCACACAUAGGUCGCUCCGGAGUAUAUGUCACACCCACGGCCAAACUAUGAAAAAAACUGCGAUUUAUAAUCCGAAAAAUACGGUACUCACCCAUAAAAACGAAUGCCUGUUUUGAUGGCCUCAACCUCACGGUUAUUGAAUUCAGUUUUAUACAUUAACAAUUACAAGCAUGCAGUAUUGUGUUUACAAAAUAUUUCGUCUUGUCAAACCAUCUUCCUGCUGGAAAAUGUUGAAUGAAUUGACUCAUAGUUGUGUAUAACGAGUAUGGCCAACCCAGUUUCAGACGACCUCCUCAAUGAUUGGUCAAAAGGCACUCACGUGACUACAGGGCGCCAUGACUGCUACCAACUUUAAGCUAAUGCUAUGUGUUUGUGGCGCUUGCUCAUUAGUUUUUCCAUGUGUAAAAAUGCCCUUUUGUGCAGCAUGGGACUGCUCCACCCGUGAGAAUUGUGGAAAGAUUUUACAUCACUUUCCCCACAACCCCGAAAGAAGAGUCAGCGAUUAGUGUCUUGUAUGAGGUAAACACACGACAUGACGUCUGCUUUUUGUUCAGGACCGAACACACAGAAGCUAAUACAAAUAAUAACAGAAUAAAUUAACUAAUUAAAGAGAUGGUUUAACAAAAACAGACUAUCUUUGAAUGUCAGUAAAACUAAGAUAAUGUUAUUGGGUAACAGUAGAAGAGAAAGUCAAACACAAAUAGACAGACCUUGAAAAAGUAAAAAUAACAUUUUAGGUGUAGUAAUAGAUGAUAGUGGAUCAAUAAAGUUUGUCUAAGUCUAAAAGCACAGGCAUAGAUAGUACAGUGAUUACAAAUACAUUGGAGGCAUACACCACAGUUGACAUACUUUACACAAAAAUCACUAUUUCUCCGGGAUUGUUGGUCCAAAGUUUAUGAAGAUUUUGGCUCAAAAAUAUUUGGGGUCAUUCUGUGUAGUGUUUUUACGUUUUUUGCACCUUUGGAUGGGUUUUAUAUAGCCUGCUGUUUACUAAACAUGAACGUAGCAGCAGAGUGUGUCAAAUACGGCCGCAAAAUUAUACUUUCACAAAAUCAAAGCAUGUUCUAUUGUAAGUUUAUGAGCUGGAGUUUGUUUCCAACUGUAUUUAGAUUUUUUUUUUGGUUGAUUUGGUCAAGAAAACUAAUGUCAGAACGACUGCAAUUGCAUGCGCAGCUGCACACGUCCUUGGUAGCAGUCAUGGCGCCUGUUUAGUGGGCUAUACUCUCUUUAUACACCACUCUGAAUUGACUUGUGAUACGUCGCCCUCUACUGGAUUCACAGCUGCAGCACACUUUUCCCACCACCAGAUAGCGCCAUUAAACCACUUACGAUUUAUGUUAACAUUGAAAAAAUAAUUUGUAUUUACGAUGUAAAGCAGAGAAAGUAAAUCUGUGAAUGCUGUACCACGAUUAGGUGGGGAUCGAGUCUAUUAUAGAAAAUCCUGUUUGUGUUGCUUUUUGUAGUUAAAGGAAAAAAGCUCCCAAUACACUGAAUUCUCCGAACACAAUUUGUUUUUAGAACGCCAAGUUUUCCCAUAGUAUAUGAUACAAACAUAAAUAAUCAGUUCCAGUGUCAGACCAUUUAUAAGGCAAUGUUUAAAGUAACCUCUUAACAUUAACCAUAUUAACAACUAGCAUUUUUAGCAGUAAAAAAAACACAAUCUCAAAUAUAAUAAUAAGUAACAAACGUAUACACACAAAUGUACUUACUUGUCACACAAGUGUAAAAAGAAGUUGACCACAAGUGUUAGGAGUAACUGUUAAAGUUAUUGUUUUCCGGUAACGAGUAAUCCCCUAUUUAUGCUUCAUGCCUUUAGAUUGGACGCGUUAUUAUUUUAGAGGCACACAGUCUGACGCACUUUUUUAACUUAAAGGCCUACUGAAAUGAAAUUUUCGUAUUUAAACAGGGAUAGCAGAUCCAUUCUAUGUGUCAUACUUGAUCAUUUUGCGAUAUUGCCAUAUUUUUGCUGAAAGGAUUUAGUAGAGAACAUCGACGAUAAAGUUCGCAACUUUUGGUCGCUGAUAACAAAAAGCCUUGCCUGUACCGGAAGUAGCGUGACGUCGCAGGUUGAAGGGCUCCUCACAUUUCCCCAUUGUUUACACCAGCAGCGAGAGCGAUUCGGACCGAGAAAGCGACGAUUACCCCAUUAAUUUGAGCGAGGAUGAAAGAUUUGUGGAUGAGGAACGUGAGAGUGAAGGACUAGAGUCCAGUGCAGGACUUUCUUUUUUCGCUCUGACCGUAACUUAGGUACAAGGUCUCAUUGGAUUCCACACUUUCUCCUUUUUCUAUUGUGGAUCACGGAUUUGUAUUUUAAACCACCUCGGAUACUAUAUCUUCUUGAAAAUGAGAGUCGAGAACGUGAAAUGGACAUUCACAGUGACUUUUAUCUCCACGAAAAUACAUCGGUGAAGCACUUUAGCUACGGAGCUAACAUGAUAGCUUCGGGCUUAACUGCAGAUAGAAACAAAAUAAAUAAGCCCCUGACUGGAAGGAUAGACAGAAGAUCAACAAUACUAUUAAACCCUGGACCUGUAACUACACGGUUAAUGCUUUCCAGCCUGGCGAAUUUUAACAAUGCUGUUGCUAACGACGCCAUUGAAGCUAACUUAGCUACGGGACCUCACAGAGCUAUGCUAAAAACAUUAGCUAUCCACCUACGCCAGCCAGCCCUCAUCUGCUCAUCAACACCUGUGCUCACCUGCGUUCCAGCAAUCAACGGCUACCUUCUUUUUGCCUUGUCUGCUCUUUUUUCUCAGUUUUCCUCAGGUUCUGACUCAGUCUUUCUCCCCUCGAGGUUGCUACUGAUUUUCAGAAAACAUUAGGUUUGAGUCUUUUACAUUGUUCCAUUCAAACUCCGACCAACCCUUCUUUUUUUAAGUCAGAAUUAUUAAAAUGAUCGCUGCAAAUUACAUUCUGUCCCAUUUUGCGCGAGUCAAUUUGACAGGAGAGGUCCACACUUUACUCAUAUUCCCAUCAUUUGGAAAUGUGUGCAGGCUGACCCCUUCUUUAGUUGUAUUGCUACAACCUGCAAAAAUGCACCUGGCAGACAUUGGUGAUCAUUCCUUCAAAUUAUGCGUGAAAAUAACAUUAUUCAGGAUGAAGAUGCUACCAAAACACAAGCUACGCAAUUUAAAAUUGCCUCCAGUCUUCUAUGAAUGACGUCAGCAGGGUGAUGCACGCCCGCCCACGUUGUGGAGCUAAAAGUGGAAGUUCAAAAAUGUGCUCAAACUCGUUAGAAAACCAGCCUAAAAUCACUACUGUCUGUUUUGAUGGGAAUUUUAUUUGACAACAUCAUUUUUAGAUCCAGAACUAUGAAAUAAGUGGCAAUGUUGCCAGCGUGAGAGGGGACUUUUAACACAUGGACAGCACGUCAACAAAUUACACGCUACGCCUCUCGACACACCUUUCCACUUAUCUAAAAAUCAAUGAUGGAUUCAUGUACAUCAGAACUCUGAGCAUCACAACAAAACAGAACAAGUCCUGACCAUUAUGCACACGCCUGAUAUUAAAGUAUCAAUAUCUUUACUUUCCCUGGUAACUAAAUACAUUUAUGGAAUAUUACUUUUUAGGAAAUAAACUAUAACUAAUAACGUUUUAAAGUAAGUAGACUACAAUAAUUUACUGUAAAAACAGUCAAAUACUUUGAUAACAAGUGACUAAUGCUUGAGACUUGUACUCUCAUAUUUUUUUUAUUUCCACAAUUCACAGACUUCUAUUGGAAUAAAAGUGUUGUUUUAAAAAAACAAGCCAUAGAAAAAGCAGACGAGUAUUUUUCCCGUAUAUUGUUCAAAUUCCAAAUCGUUUGACCUCAGGGGCGUUCCAUAUUUUAAGAUUCCACUGUGCCUGCUUUUCAUUGAACAGCGAUAAUAAAUAGUUGACAUACUUUACACAAAAAUCACUAUUUCUCCGGGAUUGUUGGGUCCAAAGUUUAUGAAGAUUUUGGCUCAAAAAAAAUUGGGGUCGUUCUGUGUAUUUUCUUUACAUUUUUUGCACCGUUGGAUACGUUUUAUAUAGCUGCUGGUCACUAAACACUGCAUGAACAUAGCAGCAGAGUGCGUCAAAUACGGCCGCAAAAUUAUACUUUCACAGCGAUAAUAAUUAGGAUGAAUUACAAUAUAAGAAUCGUUGACAUAUUUUACAAACUAAUAUAAAUUAUAUGAAUGAAAAUGAGGCCCUUUUUUUUUUUGAUUGUUCUUGUCAUAAAGCGCGACCAAAAUGAUACAUUUCCCGGAAAGUAAACACUGUAAAAAAUGAUCUGUCAAUUUUACGCUGAAAAACUGUAAAAUGUAUCAUGUUUUUUACUCCAAAUUACUGUAAAUGGAUAAGCUGUAACGCUGUUAUUUUUACAGUAAAUAUCUGGCGACUGUGCUGCCAGUAUUUUUACUGUAAAAUAUACGGUCUUUUUUACAAUGCAUUACUGUAAAUAGACUAAUGGAACCACUACUAUAUUUAAAGUAAAAUUCUGAACUGACUGGUUUUUGUCAUUUUAAAAUCUACACUCGUUUUUACAGUGUACUGUAGAAAUCGUACCACUGUUAUUUUUAAGAUACAUUUUUGGUGACGGAGCUGCCAGUUUUUUUUUACCGUAAAAUCUACGAUCAUUGUUUUUACAGUGUUUUACUGUAAAUUCCAAAACACUACCACUUCUGUUUUUAGGGUAAAAUUCUAAGCUGCAAGUCUUUUACCUAAAAAAUCUACACUUGUGGUUUUUACAGUGUAUUACUGUAAAAACAGAACCUUUGUUAUUUUAAGGUUAUACAAAAUUUCCCUCAAAAUUUACGGUUGUUGUUUUUACAGUGCAUUACUGUAAAUUAAAACAAUACCAUUGUUAGUUUUGUCGUAAAUUUUCUGGCAAAUAAGCUACCAGUGUUUUACCGUGAAAUAUGUGGUUGUUGUUUUUACAGUGUAUUUACAAUAUGCAUUGUAAAAAUUGUACCGCUGUUAUUUUUACAGUAAAAUUUAGACUUAGCUGCCAGUUUUGUUUUUUACCGUAAAAUCUCUCGCUGUUGUUCUUACAGUACAUUACUGUAAAUUGAAAGAUUUUGCAGUCUGUUUUAGCAAGAGAAUCAUUUUUCAUACAAUGUUUGUUUAGUACGAGUGUUUGAACUGAAUCCACACAACUUGUACAAGCUAAAAGCUGCCAAUAGAACAUCUGGAUUCCACUUUUUUUAGCCUAGUUGCCAACUUUCUAAAGAGUGAUGAAGAAAAAGUAACUGUUUCCUUGCAAAAAAAAAAAGGAAAGAAGAACGACAUCGCUUAACUGUCCCCUUGAGGAGACGAGCGUCCGCUCUCGUUUUGCCUUUUUUCAUCAACAAUUGAUCAGUUUUCCAUCUGGUUCCUCUUGCUGUAGCGUCUUCAGGAUUGUCUUAGUCAGAGGCCUGCUUCGGUUUUUUGUAAACUUAAUAUGAGACUGCUAUGUUGGACUGGAAAAGGUUGUGCACUUAUUGCAAAAUCUAGUGUAUAUUUCAAGUUGGAUUUUGUAUUGUAAAAUAUUUUUGUAGAAAAUAAUAAAACUGUAUAUG
Entelurus aequoreus (snake pipefish) is the source of this 8489-nucleotide messenger RNA. Its product is annotated as matrix metalloproteinase-17-like. The transcript has 10 exons. The record is from RefSeq and is a predicted model, not a curated record. The coding region runs from base 216 to 2018 and encodes 600 amino acids. Gene Ontology annotation, biological process: extracellular matrix organization; proteolysis; collagen catabolic process. Lineage: Eukaryota; Metazoa; Chordata; Actinopteri; Syngnathiformes; Syngnathidae. Gene Ontology annotation, cellular component: extracellular matrix. Gene Ontology annotation, molecular function: zinc ion binding; metalloendopeptidase activity.